This is a messenger RNA of Bufo bufo (common toad), 3226 nucleotides long. It is a transcript of the gene SMARCAL1, whose product is annotated as SWI/SNF related, matrix associated, actin dependent regulator of chromatin, subfamily a like 1. NCBI's taxonomy places the organism in Eukaryota, Metazoa, Chordata, Amphibia, Anura, Bufonidae. The transcript is spliced from 18 exons. Gene Ontology annotation, molecular function: ATP-dependent chromatin remodeler activity; ATP binding. The record is from RefSeq and is a predicted model, not a curated record. Gene Ontology annotation, biological process: DNA repair; replication fork processing. Gene Ontology annotation, cellular component: nuclear replication fork. The coding region runs from base 115 to 3012 and encodes 965 amino acids.
GGCGCCUCUAGACUUCUGCGGUCGCGGGACGAUGACGUCAUGGUUACGGAUUCGCAGCGCCGUUGAUGUUAUGUCAUGGGGGAUGGCGGGUGAUUUUAGACGGGGGUCAAAUCCAUGACAAUGUCCACCUGUCUGACCGAGGAGCAGAAGAGGAGGAUCGAGGAGAACCGGCAGAAGGCUUUGGCGCGGAGAGCAGAGAGACUCGCCAUCCAGAAAAACGGAAUUAAUCAGAACGCAUCCGCCAUCUAUAAUACCAAGCCUCAGCCAACCGGGGGCAACCACCUGCAGAAUGUGCAGCCGACCGCCAAAGAAGCCGGGAAGGUCGAUAGUUUUAAAUACGGUACAACUGGAAACGCUUCUAAUAAUGUCAAGAAUCCGCCAACUAUGCAAACCGCUGCUGCCGCCCAGGAGUACACGGCGGGUUAUAAACCGCAGACCACCGCUCCAGCAAGGGUGGAUUAUACCGCAGCCGGCCCCGCCCAGGAGUACACGGCGGGUUAUAAACUGCAGACCACCGCUCCAGCAAGGGUGGAUUAUACCGCAGCCGGCCCCGCCCAGGAGUACACGGCGGGUAAUAAACCGCAGACCACCGCUCCAGCAAGGGUGGUCUCUAGUAUAACUGCUGGCUGGACAUUUCAGCCUGAGGGGACCAAAAACUUUCCCCAAGGCUCCUCCAAACCUCACGGUGCUUCCCCCCAGAUGUACGAUAUCCAUUCAGGAUCCGGGAAAGCUGGGGCGGAGACGGUGAAGAGCCCAAGUACCGCUUCUAAGUUUUAUGGAUUGGGGACAACAACCUCCGGUGGGAAGGCCGCGGGGCCAGUGCCACGGACAAACGGGAGGGAGAUGAUGGGCAGCGCUAGUAGCUCAGAGGCCGCUCCUGUCAAAAAAGCUGCAGCCGCCAUUAAAGGGAGAUGCGUCAAACAUGGCGACGAGAGGUUCCGGGUCGAGGUCGGAUAUAACGCAGAACUCAUCUGCCUCUUCAAAGGGAUCCCCAGCAAAAAUUACGAUCCUGCAACUAAAAUGUGGAAUUUCGGGAUAGAAGAUUACCCGAGUCUGAUGAGCGAGGUCCAGAGGCUGCAGAACGUCGCCCUAAAACCCCUGGAAGGAAUGGAGGACAUCGAUAUCCCGGCACUUAUCUCCACAGCCAGUGGGGGCGCCACCGUCGGUGCUCUUUUGGCCAUGUGCAACAGCUGGCAGAGACCGAGCGCCACCUUAAAGGGCAAGUGCCUGCUGGUGUCUCGCUCCCGCUUUGAGGUGGACAUCGGGUAUCACCUAGAGGUCAUCGGCCUGUUCAAGCAGAUGAGCUCCCGCAACUACGACACGAAAACCAGAAAAUGGAGCUUUCUACUGGAGGACUACCAGCAACUGAUGGAGGCCUCACUAAGGAUCCAGCAGGUGGAGGUGGAGCCGCUCCCCAGACCCGUGGUACAAGCAUUUGCCUCUCAGUUUGAGAAGACCUCUGUAAGUCGCCCGGAGGUCCCAGACGUAGACCUGUCUGCAGUGGAUUCCAAGCUAGUCAGCAGCCUGAUGCUCUUCCAGAGGGAGGGGGUGAGCUUUGCCAUCUCUCGGGAGGGCCGCCUGCUCCUUGCUGACGACAUGGGCCUGGGGAAGACCAUCCAGGCCAUCUGCAUCGCUGCUUAUUACAGAAAGGAGUGGCCGCUGCUGGUGGUGGCGCCUUCGUCGGUCCGGUUUACCUGGGCUGAGGCUUUCAACAGAUGGCUGCCGUCCGUCAGGUCAGAUAGCAUCAAUGUCAUAGUCACAGGUCGUGACAGCCAUUCCGCCGGCCUCGUCAACAUCAUCAGCUUCGACCUCCUCGGGAAGAUGGACAAGAGCAUCACCUCCAGCUUCAAAGUCAUUAUUAUAGAUGAAUCUCAUUUUCUGAAGAACGUGAAGACGGCCAGAUGUAAGUCCGCCAUGCCCUUGUUAAAGAAUGCGAAGAGAGUCAUCCUGCUGUCGGGCACUCCGGCCAUGUCCAGGCCCGCCGAGCUGUACACCCAGAUCGCCGCUGUUAGACCCAACUCUUUCCCCCGUUUCCACGACUUUGGAGUCCGUUACUGUGACGCUAAACAGAUGCCGUGGGGCUGGGAUUACUCCGGGUCCUCGAAUAUGAAUGAGCUGAAGCUCCUGCUGGAAGAAUCCCUAAUGAUUAGACGACUCAAGUCUGAGGUCCUCUCCCAGCUGCCCGCCAAACAGCGCAAAAUGGUGGUCAUCGCGCCCGAGGGCAUCAAUGCGAAGACGAAAGCCGCGUUAGCUGCAGCGGCUAAAGAGAUGGCGCAAGGCUUCAAAAGCAAAGUCCAAGAGAAAGAAGCUCUUCUCCUGUUCUACAACAGAACUGCCGAAGCCAAGAUCCGAUCUGUAAUAGAAUACAUCCUGGAUCUGCUGGAGAGCGGCCGAGAGAAGUUCCUGGUGUUUGCUCAUCACAAGUUGGUCCUGGACAAUGUCUGUGAAGAGCUGGGGAAAAAGAACGUUGGAUUUAUCCGUAUCGAUGGAACCACCCCCUCAGCCGAUCGCCAAGCUCUCUGCCAAAAAUUCCAGUUUUCAGAGAAGAGCUGUGUCGCUGUAUUGUCCAUCACGGCUGCCAACAUGGGGCUGACCCUGUCCUCAGCAGACUUGGUGGUGUUUGCAGAGCUGUUCUGGAACCCGGGGGUUUUGAUUCAAGCAGAAGAUCGGGUCCACAGAAUAGGACAGACCAGCUCCGUGAAUAUUCACUACCUGGUGGCAAAAGGAACAGCGGACGACUACUUGUGGCCGAUGAUUCAGGAAAAGAUCAAGAUCUUGGGCCAGGCGGGUCUGUCGGAGGCGAACUUCUCAGAAACAACAGAAGCCGCUGACUUUUUCUAUAAGGACCCCAAACAGAAGACCAUAUAUGACCUAUUCCAGAGGUCGUUUUCAGGGGACGGGGCGGCGGAUGACGCAGAUGAAGCUCUGCUGCUCGAGGCCUGUGAAGAGUUUGACCAAGAAAUUCAAGAAGGAAAUCUGUGUAAGAAAAGGAAAAUAGAGGACUACUUCUGAACCUGGAAGCUUCACUGUACAGCGACAUGAAAUGUUAUUUUUGUAGUCUUAUUUUGUUAAUAUUUCAUAAUUAAAGAUAAAUAAUUACCCUUUUAUCCUCUCAUUUACAUAUUACUGAGUUCUGGUACUAAAAACACCACACGUCCAGUAUACUGCAAAUAACUGCAGGGUAUAUCCGCCUCUGAACAACGUUUUCCAGAUUAUAUAAAAAGUG